Messenger RNA from Panthera uncia (snow leopard), 1677 nucleotides. It is a transcript of the gene PRAF2, whose product is annotated as PRA1 domain family member 2. Lineage: Eukaryota; Metazoa; Chordata; Mammalia; Carnivora; Felidae. Bases 453 to 989 code for a protein of 178 amino acids. The transcript is spliced from 3 exons. The record is from RefSeq and is a predicted model, not a curated record. Gene Ontology annotation, cellular component: membrane.
CCUGGAGGAGAUGUAGCGGAAAAGGGCCUGCAGGGGUUUCCAAGUAGGUGUGACCUUCUUGGACCCUGACCGGAAAGAAGUGGCAUCCUACCCAAGUCCCUCUGACAGUCCCUGUUUUUCUUUGCGUGUCCUCAAAUGUCUGAUUACCGUGGACCUGAGCCAUCAGCACGGUCCAGAACUACCCGCUUGGGCGCCCCCACCCGGGGAUGAGUGGGAACGCCUCGCGGGCGGUGGAGACUUAAUUUCCCGGCAGCCCUUGCUGCCUCACAGCCCCGACGUGUUGUUGGCAUUUCCGGUCACAUGCAUUGCUGCCGCUGCUCAAUCUACUUAGGGGGUGAGCGUAGCAGCCGCUCGGUCCAGACUCCAUUUCCCGGUGUCCCUCGCGGUGCAGCGGGGUGUUACGGGGGUUGUAGUCCGGCCGCUCUUCGGGCUGGUCCAGCUACUUCGGCAGGAUGUCGGAGGUGCGGCUGCCACCGCUACGCGCCCUGGACGACUUCGUUCUGGGGUCGGCGCGUCUGGCGGCUCCGGAUCCUUACGACCGGCAGCGAUGGUGCCACCGCGUCAUCAACAACCUCCUCUACUACCAAACCAACUACCUUCUGUGCUUCGGCUUCGCACUCGCUCUGGCCGGGUACGUGCGCCCGCUGCAUACCCUCCUAAGCGCGCUGGUAGUGACGGUGGCCCUUGGCGUGCUGGUGUGGGCGGCAGAGACUCAAGCAGCCGUGCGCCGUUGCCGCCGCAGCCACCCGGCCGCCUGCCUGGCCGCAGUGCUUGCCUUCGGCCUCCUUGUUCUCUGGGCCGCGGGCAGCGCUUGCACCUUCCUGCUAGGCGUCGCCGGACCUGUGCUUCUGAUUCUGGUGCACGCCUCACUGCGCCUGCGGAACCUCAAGAACAAGAUUGAGAACAAGAUUGAGAGUAUUGGUCUCAAGCGGACGCCAAUGGGGCUGCUACUGGAGGCGCUGGGACAAGAGCAGGAGGCUGGAUCGUAGGGGUCUAGGAUUUGUACCCAAGACCUGGAGAAUGCCACCCCCACCCUGGCCCUGUACUGGGACCCAGAGCCCUUUCCAAGCCCUUGAAAUAGAGGGCCCCGUCCAGUUCAGAAAGCAGGACAUCUGUGACCCUCCCCCUGAUCAGCUCCCAUUACCUAGGGGACCAGACUCUUCUUCAGCCCUGAACUUGAGGGCUUGGAUACCCGAGCAUCCAUGGCCAUCCUCAAACCCUGGACCCAGUGAUACUCCCCCACCGCCGGUCUGGGACCCACCCAUCUCCCACCCUCAGCGCCAAAGGUGGGAUCUGGGCCCAAGGCAUUCUCUUGAACCCUGGACUAAGGCUUUUCUAGACCCCCACCCCAGCUUUGAACCCAGAUCAGGGCAUUGCCAAAUCUUGAACCCAGGACCCAAGUGUUCCCAGCCCCCAUCAGGACAGAGGAUUCAGGCAUCCUGACCCUGUCGAACCCUUGGUUCCAGGUGACCCGAACCCUCUCCAGUCCCACUUGCCUCUCUCCAGCUCUGCUUAGUGAUUCUGCUCCUCUCUCCAACAUCCCACAAUGAUGAGGACCAAGGGGUGGGGUGGGGGUAGCCCUGACCUGGAAUGGGGCAUCUGUAUCAGUGUUACAGCAACAAUAAAGACUGUUGCAUCUCUCAAGCCGAUUUGGGCCUCCUGGGUAAAGUCUGCAUU